Molecule: messenger RNA, 592 nt
Organism: Acomys russatus (golden spiny mouse)
Lineage: Eukaryota; Metazoa; Chordata; Mammalia; Rodentia; Muridae
Product: homeobox protein ESX1-like
Exons: 3
Coding region: 1-435 (144 amino acids)
Molecular function (GO): DNA binding
Source: RefSeq, a predicted model, not a curated record
AUGGUGCAGGGAAGCCAGGAGAGAGAGGGUGGACAGGGUCGCCCUGUGUCGGGGCCUCCAGACACGGAAGGAGAAGAUGCAAAAGAUGAAUCAAGAGACGAAGCUCCUGCUGGCAAUGCAUCCCUAGUCGAUGAUAAGAAAGACGAUGGCGCCACCGGCAGCAAUGGCCAGGAUAGGGAGCAACAACAGGAGCCGAUCCCCGGAUGCUCAGAGGGCCCUCGCAUUCGUCCACGUCCACCACGCCAGCUGCCCCGCUUCCGCCAAAGGUUCACCCAGUUCCAGCUGCAGGAGCUGGAGCGCAUUUUCGAACGCAACCACUACCCUAGUGCUGUAGCACGAAGGGAGCUUGCAAGAUGGAUAGGUGUGACGGAGCCCAGAGUGCAGAAUUGGUUUAAGAGUAGGAGAGCCAAAUACAGGAAAGGCUUGAGGAUGUAAGUGCUCUGAGGUGCUCCUCGUGGUGCCUGCCGCAGCUGCACCUUUCCCUGAAGACUGUGGAGGAGCCCCAGAAAAUCACCCUUGCCCAGGAGACAGAGCACAUGAGUUUCUGCUACCACCGAUGUAUCACUUUGCCCCCUCCCACUGCCCCACUCUU